This is a messenger RNA of Exophiala bonariae, 2103 nucleotides long. RefSeq lists its product as uncharacterized. The record is from RefSeq and is a predicted model, not a curated record. The transcript is spliced from 2 exons. Lineage: Eukaryota; Fungi; Ascomycota; Eurotiomycetes; Chaetothyriales; Herpotrichiellaceae. Gene Ontology annotation, molecular function: ATP binding; ATP hydrolysis activity; ATP-dependent protein folding chaperone. The coding region runs from base 1 to 2103 and encodes 700 amino acids. Gene Ontology annotation, cellular component: plasma membrane; protein-containing complex; perinuclear region of cytoplasm. Gene Ontology annotation, biological process: protein stabilization; protein folding; cellular response to heat.
AUGUCUUCAGAAACCUUUGAGUUUCAGGCUGAGAUCUCUCAGUUGCUCUCCCUCAUCAUCAACACCGUCUACUCCAACAAAGAGAUCUUCCUACGAGAAUUGAUCUCCAACGCUUCAGACGCCCUUGACAAGAUCAGAUAUGAAGCUCUCUCGGAUCCCAGCAAGCUGGAUUCCGGCAAGGAUCUCAGAAUCGACAUCAUUCCAGACAAGGAGAACAAGACCUUGACUAUCCGCGAUACUGGUAUCGGCAUGACCAAAGCUGAUCUCGUUAACAAUCUCGGUACCAUUGCUCGCUCUGGCACCAAGCAGUUUAUGGAGGCAUUGAGCGCAGGUGCUGAUGUUUCUAUGAUCGGCCAGUUCGGUGUCGGUUUCUACUCUGCCUACUUGGUCGCUGACAAGGUGACUGUCAUCUCAAAGAACAAUGAUGAUGAGCAAUACAUCUGGGAAUCCAGCGCAGGUGGUACCUUCAAGAUCGUGCAAGAUGCCGAUGGUGAAGAUAUCGGCCGUGGAACAAAGAUCAUCCUGCACCUCAAGGAUGAGCAGACUGACUACCUGAAUGAGUCCAAGAUCAAGGAGGUUGUCAAGAAGCACUCCGAAUUCAUCUCAUACCCGAUCUACCUCCAUGUCCUGAAAGAGACUGAGAAGGAGGUUCCUGAUGAGGACGCCGAAGAAGUCGAGGAAGAUGAUGAGAAGAAGCCUAAGAUCGAAGAGGUCGAUGAUGAUGAGGAAGAGAAGAAGCCCAAGACCAAGAAGGUCAAGGAGUCCAAGAUUGAGGAAGAAGAACUCAACAAGACUAAGCCCAUCUGGACUCGCAACCCUUCAGACAUCACCCAGGAGGAGUAUGCUUCUUUCUAUAAGUCUCUGUCCAACGAUUGGGAAGACCAUUUGGCCGUCAAGCACUUCUCUGUUGAGGGUCAGCUUGAGUUCCGCGCCAUUCUGUUCGUCCCUAAGCGUGCUCCCUUCGAUCUGUUCGAAACCAAGAAGACCAAGAACAACAUCAAGUUGUAUGUCCGUCGUGUCUUCAUCACUGAUGAUGCCACCGAUCUGAUCCCGGAAUGGCUCAGCUUCGUCAAGGGUGUCGUCGACUCGGAAGAUCUUCCCCUCAACUUGUCUCGUGAGACUUUGCAACAGAACAAGAUCAUGAAGGUCAUCAAGAAGAACAUUGUCAAGAAGACCCUCGAACUCUUCAAUGAGAUUGCCGAGGAUCGUGAGCAAUUCGACAAGUUCUACACUGCCUUCAGCAAGAACAUCAAGCUCGGUAUCCACGAGGAUUCUCAGAACCGUCAAUCACUUGCCAAGCUACUUCGAUUCAACUCUACCAAGUCUGGUGAAGAGACCACCUCUCUUACCGACUACAUCACCCGCAUGCCAGAACACCAGAAGCAGCUCUACUACAUCACCGGCGAGUCUCUCAAGGCUGUUCAGAAGUCUCCCUUCCUCGACUCCCUCAAGGAGAAGAACUUUGAAGUCUUGUUCUUGGUUGACCCCAUUGAUGAGUACGCCAUGACUCAGUUGAAGGAGUUCGAAGGCAAGAAGCUUGUCGACAUCACCAAGGACUUUGAGCUCGAGGAGACCGAUGAGGAGAAGAAGGAGCGUGAAGCCGAGGAGAAGGAAUAUGAAGGUCUCGCAAAGAGCCUCAAGAAUGUUCUCGGUGACAAGGUUGAGAAGGUUGUUGUUUCUCACAAGCUCACCGGCUCUCCUUGUGCUAUCCGAACUGGUCAAUUUGGUUGGUCUGCCAACAUGGAACGUAUCAUGAAGGCACAAGCUCUCCGUGACACAUCCAUGUCUUCGUACAUGUCCUCCAAGAAGACCUUCGAAAUCUCACCCAAGUCGCCCAUCAUCCGAGAACUCAAGAAGAAGGUUGAAUCUGAUGGUGAGAACGACCGAACUGUCAAGUCCAUCACUCAACUUCUCUUCGAGACCUCCCUCCUUGUCUCUGGUUUCACUAUUGAGGAACCUGCUGGCUUUGCUGAGCGUAUCCACAAGUUGGUGUCUCUUGGUCUGAAUGUUGAUGAGGAUGUCGAGACUUCGUCAGAGAAGGACGCUGAUGAGGCCCCAGCCGCCGAGGCUGAGGGUGCCAGCACCAUGGAGGAAGUUGAUUAG